AUGGGUCUGAUGUCUUCGAAUUCAGCACAGGUUGCUGUUUCCCUUCUAACAGUGUUGUUCGUGAUUGUUCCCAAUAUCUCAGACGGUGUUAGCGUUUUCCCAAACUGUGUUACCAACUGCACGGAUGUGGGACUUCCUGGAAGUUAUGCGGAUUGCAGUACGUGCUACAGGUUCUUCAUCUGUGUUGGCAGACGUACUCUCGUGAUGACGUGUCCGGGACUGCUCUACUACGACCACAUCGUCGGGGUGUGCAGCUACUACAAAUCAAAGUACUGUGGGUCAUCCAGUUCGACAGAGGGAAGUAUCACACGUGAGCCAGUAAAGAACACACUGAAACAGAACGAGACCUUGUCGUCUGCCAACAUACCGGACGAUUCUUCGCACGUGGUUCAAGUCUCGCCAUCUCUCACGUUACUGGAACUCGGCGAUCGGCCAACUCCUAUAGGUUGCAUCUACAACUGCUCUGACGUCACUCUGUCGGGCCGCUACUCCGACUGUACGUCGUGUUCUCACAUGAUCGUCUGCAUCGGGCAGCGCAUGACGAAGGUGCGGUGCCCCCCGCCCCUCCACUAUGAUCCGUCCCUCGGCGUGUGUAACUACCACUGGAAAGUUAACUGUCGCAGGAAACCUUCACCAGGUAGCGACGUCGUCGUUUCCAAGCACGCCGUUCGCAGUAAUGACAGGUGUAUUGACGACUGCGCUGAAGUUAAGAUUCCAGGCAAAUAUGCGAGCUGUCAGUCGUGUUCCACCUUCAUUCUAUGCACAGGGCAGAAAACGUUCGUGCUGACCUGUCCCAAGACACUACACUUCGACUUGGUUAACAAACGAUGUACAUUUGCCAGCUCCGUGGAUUGUCGAGAGGAAGCAGUCGGUGACUUUGCAACUGGAGAUGUUGCAUCAGGUUCAGCAAUGGCAACACCCAAUAAAUCAGUUGAAUCCAGUCUUGAUUCCAUUUCUGAUCCAUCGACUAUCACAGACGUGUUAGAGGGGUUUGACGGUGCUAUACGCAGACAGAUGGGUAAUUUACUGAACUUCGCACAGGACGACAGCCAGGAAUCUGAAAUGGAACGACAAAAGCUUGACGUUCUUUCAAAAACUGGCGACCAGGAAACGAGAAGAGGGUUGCUAGCUGCUGACUCCACUGAUACAAGCUUGGUACACCUUGGAGAUGCAAAGUCAAGUUCUUUCCAACUGGCAGUGAAAACUGCUGAUGAGCUGACGAGUCUAAAAAAAUUCUUUUGUCAAACAUUUAACGCAGAUCUUGAUCUGCAUCUUUCCCUCUGUGAGAACUAACAAAUGUCAUAUAAUUAGAAUCUUUGAAUCGCGUGUGGAGUGUGACAUAAUUAAACGCUAACGGCUAUGUUACAAUUGUCCAAAACUUUCUGAUACUCGAUCCUCUCUAUAAAGGCUGCCUAACCUGUUAUUAAUAACGUUCAUCAGCAAGUGUCCUUUAUAAAAAGAUAAAAUUCAUAUUUUGUGGGUACCGAAGAAAUGCACUAAUCGGUUUAACUGUAACAGAAACUAGCCUGUAUUAACAGGGGCGUAUUCAGGAAAUAUUGUGGGUAGAACUAAGGGUAAAAGGGGCUCAUGGACUAUCUCAUGACAAGGGCAAUCUAAUGAAAUUCCUUCAAAGCCAGCAAAUAAGAAGUACUUGGAUAUAUUGGUAUUUAGGGGAACAAUCCUGUAACACCCUCCACCCACCCGCCCGCUUGGUUCCGCCUCUAAUUAAUCGACCCACUGUGUUAAUAGGCAAUUUUUAAUACUCUUACAAUCAACAUUUUCACAAGGGUACAAAGUGUGCUCUGUUUGUUGCCCCCUACUUCCUUCUACAAAUGUAGGCUACAUCAAAAAAUAUAUUUUAUGUUUAAAAAUCUCUAACUAUCGCUCUCUCUCUCGCUCUGUGGAUACCUUUUCUUGGUGUUUAUGAUGCAUGCACUAUACAAUUGGGAUCAUAUUAAGUUAUAUUGUCUUGAGAACUCGACUAUGAUACCCUUGGUAUGUAUCUUAGCAUAAAUACAGGGUGUUUUUUAUUGCAUGCACCAGAAAAGAAAGACGGCUGUUUACAACGUACGCAUUGCUGAAUCAUCAACACAAAAGGUUACUUUUCAAGUGUAAUAAAUGUU
This is a messenger RNA of Gigantopelta aegis, 2123 nucleotides long. Its product is annotated as chondroitin proteoglycan 2-like. Bases 1 to 1293 code for a protein of 430 amino acids. The transcript has 8 exons. Lineage: Eukaryota; Metazoa; Mollusca; Gastropoda; Neomphalida; Peltospiridae. Gene Ontology annotation, cellular component: extracellular region. The record is from RefSeq and is a predicted model, not a curated record. Gene Ontology annotation, molecular function: chitin binding.